Molecule: messenger RNA, 576 nt
Organism: Rodentolepis nana
Lineage: Eukaryota; Metazoa; Platyhelminthes; Cestoda; Cyclophyllidea; Hymenolepididae
Source: the annotation of a GenBank genome assembly
AUGAUACACGUUGCCUCAAGUGGAGAGAUGCCAUUCGUUUCUAAUGUCCGAAAGACGCGGUCGAUUAGGACGAAGAUACAAAAUCAGUCACCAGUCAAAGCUGCAAAGCUUGCUAUAAAAACUCGUGCUUCAGAAAAGUUAAAUGCUCAAGAAUUUAAGCGCAUUAAACUUGUUACCGUCUUGUCUGACGGCUCCGUAGAUGUAAAACACCGAAGUGAACAUUUGAGAGCAGCUCUUGGGCGUUUGAGACAGACAAUAUUGCAUUCUGUGUUUGAUAGAAGACAUACUCACCACAAAAAGCAUUCCGCACCGAGCUGUUCUCGGUCAGCAGCUUCUAAACCUACAAAAGCGGUCAGAACAGUCGGUCUUCCUUCUCGUACUUAUACCGUAUGUGAAGAAUGCAGUCGAAGAUGUGCGAAUCUUGAUGUUAUCAUGGAGGAAGAUUUUGAUGAGGACAGCUUAUCCGAAGAAAUCGAAACAAAAAUUCAAUUAAAAUCCUCACCCUUUUCUAUGCCCUCUGUUUCUAUGAAAUCCCAUUCAUUGACGCCAGUCUAUAGCAGCCUUCUUUCGGUGUGA